This is a messenger RNA of Closterium sp. NIES-65, 4065 nucleotides long. Lineage: Eukaryota; Viridiplantae; Streptophyta; Zygnematophyceae; Desmidiales; Closteriaceae. The record is from the annotation of a GenBank genome assembly.
AUGACGACAACGAGCAGUGGUGCCAUUAUUCCCUGGUGGACCACGCUCGAGUUCGGCGCCCCGGGAACCCUCCUCUACCGCCUCCUCUUCCUCGACAGCCAAUACCGCGCCUUUUCCCCCUGGCACGAUAUCCCGCUCUUCCUCUCCGCGUAUCCCGCCGCGGAUCCCAAGGCGCCGAGCGCGAUUCCCCCGCCGCCGGGCGUGCAGGAGAACUGCACGUUCGAGCAGGGCUUGUCGUUUCUGUGCGUCACGCCGCGCGGUAUCUGGGCCAACUUUGAAGUCGCGGACGACGAGAAUUUCAAUCCCGUUCGCCUGCUGAAGCGCAACGGCCGCCCCGCGCAUUACGCGGAGAACUGCCAGUGGAACCUGGGGAUCUUCACGCAGACGUGGGCGGAUCCCGCGGCGCCGAAUGAGGAUCUGGGCGGGAUGCGCUUCGACGGGCGGCCGCUGCAGGUGAUCGAGCUUGGAUCGCGGACGGCGCGGACGGGGGAGGUGUAUUCCGUGAAGCCGCUCGCGGCUUUCGCGGCGAUUAGCCAGGGAGCGAAUAUCGCGUGGAAAAUCGUCGCAGUCGCGACGGACGACCCGUUGGCGAAAGAGCUGAACGACGUGGCUGACGUCAGCAGGAAGUUACCCGGCGUGCUGGAGGAGAUUAGGGAGUGGCUGCGGCUGUGCGACUGCACGGAGAAAGGCGACGCGGGGAAGGCGUUCGGGUUCAACGAGCGCGCCAAGGGGCGCGAUCAGGUGCAGGCGUGCAUACGCACGUGCCACGUGGCAUGGCAGGCCAUGUUUCACGCGCUACCGAAGCCCGAGCCUUGGCUCCCGCGCUCGCGGCCGCCGAAGAUGAAGACUAUAGAAGCGUUCUGGGCGCCUUACACGGCGAAAUACGUCAGCGAUGGCGGCGGCGUGGCUAGUAUCUUCGUCAGUGAUCCUGACUGGGAGGAAAAAGUGGCGGAGGCGGAACAGGCGCGCGCGAAAGGGGGAGCCGGGGGAGCAGGCGCGGGGAGGGGGAGGGGAAGAGGGGGAGCGGCGGAUAGGGGCGCGCCAGGAAGAGGCGCAGCAGGGGAGGUAAAUGAUUCGGUAUGGGAGACGUUAUCUACGGUUGAGACCGUUGGUAUGCUGGAGAAGCUGAGGUCGCGGAAGCAUCUGAACCGUCCAGCUUUCUUCGCGAUGGUCGAUCGUGUGGUCACGGACGAUUCCUCCGCAAAAGACGGCAAGGGCAGGGCGGGGAAGAAAGGCGGCAGGCUGCUUACGCGGAAGGGCAGCGGGAUGGCCGACGGGGAGGCGGGCGCGGACGAGGUUGCGCGGUCGCGCUCGCCGUUCCUGCUUGCGCGCUCCAAGAGUACGGAAGCCGCUCCGCCGAUGGAGAUCAGCCGCCCGUCCACUGCGCCGUCGGCGCAAGCUAACAAGCCGGCAGCGGGAGCGGCGGGCGCAGCGGGGAAAGCAGGGGGGGGAGCAGCGGAGGGAGCAGCGGGGGUAGCGGGCGCGCCGGCUGCAGGCGCGGCGUCGAAGCUGCGCCCUGCCGGCGCUGGCGCCGCCGCUGCUGCAGGAGCGGCGGACGCCGCCGGAGCAGGAGGCGGAGUGGCGGGUGCGCCGGGAAUCCCGCCCGCCGCCCCCGUGGUCUCCGCGGCUGCCAGGCGCGCGGCUGCUGCCGCCGCGGCGAAGGCCGCGGGGCGCGGCGCGGGGAAAGCCGCAGGAGGCGCAGCAGCAGGAGGGGCAGCAGGGACAGCGGGAGGAGCGGGAGUGGGGGGAAAUAGUGACGUUUCCAAAGGGGAAAACAGGCCUGGUGCUGCAGCGGAGGCUAAGGGGAACGGGGAAGGGCAGGGCGGAAAGCAAGGGGAGGAGGCUAGCAACGCCAGUAUUGCUCAAACCCAAACCGGCAAGAGCUUUAGUUUCUCCCACGGCCUGAACGCGCAUGGUAUUAUUCCCAAGUCGGUGAGUGGGAUGAGUGCAGUGACUGCAGGGAAUGCAGGGAAUGCGGGGAAUGCGGGGAGUGCAACGUCUGGGGUGAAUGCGCGGAGCGCAGUCCCUCGGUCUGCUACUGCUGGCGCUGCUGCCGCUGCUAUUGUUGCUGCUGCUGCUGCUGCUUCAGGCGAGGGGGGCUUUGGAAAGAAGGUGGAGCAAAUGCAGAGCGGGAAACAGGGGAUAGAGGGGAAAGAAGGGAGAGAGGGGAAAGAGGUUGGGAAUGCGGAUGAGUUGAGUGGUAAAAGAGGGGUUGAGAGUGGUGAGAGUGGGGGAGAUGGGGGAGGAGGAGGAGGGCAAGACGAGAGGGGAGGAGGUGGAGGGGAGGGAGGGGCAGGAGGAGCAGACGGGGGCGGAGAGAGGAGCAACGGUGAGAAAGGGUUUAGAAAAGCCUUUAUGGCUGGAGUGAGGAGCGCAGAGAAGGAGCAGGAGCAGCAGGAGCGAGGGAAGGAGGGGGAGAAGAGCCCAGGGGGGAAGGGUGGUGGUGGUGCUGCUGGCAGCUCUGCUACUGGUGGUGGCGCUGCCGCUGCUGGUGCUGCUGCCGCUGCUGCUGCUGCUGCUGCUGCUGCUGCUGCUGCUGGUGGUGGUGGUGGUGGUGGUGGUGGUGGUGGUGGUGGUGGUGGUGGUGGUGGUGGUGGUGGUGGUGGUGGUGGUGGUGGUGGUGGUGGUGGUGGUGGUGGUGGUGGUGGUGGUGGUGGUGGUGGUGAGAGAAGGCGGGAGGGCGAGGGGCGAAGAGAGGAGGAGGAGUAUCACGAAGAUGAGUAUGAAGAGCUGAAGAGUGGGGAUGAGGGGGGAAGGGAGAGGGGCGAUGAAGGGAGCGGAACGGAGGGCGAGGAGGGGGAAUGGGGGAGAGGAAAGCUUGUGAAGGGGCGGGGAACGGCUGGGGGGGGAGGAGGGGGAGCGCCUACUCUUCCCCCCAGGUCCCCCCACGGCCGCCCCGCCAGUGGGGGGGAAGGGAGGCCGCGGAGCAGCGGAGGGUUUCGCGGGGGAGGCGCGGGGGGAAUGGGCGGAGGGACGUGGCCGGUUUCCCCAAGGGGGGGAUGGGGAGAGGAGGGAAAGGGGUGGGGGAGAGGAGGGAAAGGGGAGGAAGAGAUGAGGUCACCGAGGGGAGGGGGGGGGGUCACCGAGAGGAGGGGGGGGGUCACCGAGAGGAGGGGGGGGGUCACCGAGAGGAGGGGGCGGAUCACUUCAUGCACGCCGCUCUCUCUCCCCGUUCCCCUCCCGUGCGCAGCCUUCCUUCCUCUCGCCCCCUUAUCCUCUCAUCCUCCCAUUCCCCAACCCGCGCAUCCCCACAGGAGGCGUCACAGAAGCAGCAGGCACGGGGAGGCGCAUGGGCAAGACCUAAGUGGGCUAACGAAGGCUCUGCUCUUAAGGCGCCUCAAAAACCCCCAUGUUCCCACCCGGCCCACCCGCGCAUCCCCACAGGAGGCGUCACAGAAGCAGCAGGCACGGGGAGGAGCAUGGGCAAGACCCAAGUGGGCUAACGAAGGCUCUGCUGCUGCCGGUGGUGGUGCUGGUGGUGCUGCUGGUCGCAACAGCAACACUCGCGGGGAAUACGGCGGCAUGGGAGGGGGAGCAGGAGGGGGGAAUACAGGCAGCUCGUACCUAUUGCAGCGAGAGCAGAUGCGAGCAGAACUCCUGCACCAGUCCCUAUUGGGGUACCGAAGUGGUGGUGGGGGUGCAAUGCCAGUACCCCCUUUAGUGCGAAGGGCUAGUAUGGAGUCGAUAGAGAGGAGCGAGAGGAGGAGACAGCUGAGGGAAGAGGCAGAGGCUGCGAUAGGCCAGGGGGGCGGGUAUGGUGGGUACGGAGGGGUGAGGGGGGGUUACGGAGGAGUGGGAGGCGGUGAGAGGGAGCGGCGGGGUGGUGCGGAUUCGUACCUGUUGAGGAGUUUCACAGGGGAGCAGAGAGAGAGGGGGCAGGAGCGGGGGAGGGGGGGCGGAGGAGCGGGGGAUUAUGGGGAUGAAGAUGGGUAUUCUCGUGGUGGUGGUGGUGGUGGUGGUCGGGGGGAUAAGGAUGCUGGGGAUGGGGGCUAUAGCCGUUCUUACACAGGAGGGUCGAUAGAAUCAGCUGGCUCUGGUUCUGGUGGUGGUGGUUAUGGUGGAUAG